This is a messenger RNA of Prinia subflava (tawny-flanked prinia), 2400 nucleotides long. RefSeq names its product kelch like family member 17 (gene KLHL17). The transcript is spliced from 11 exons. The record is from RefSeq and is a predicted model, not a curated record. Gene Ontology annotation, molecular function: protein binding. Bases 127 to 1683 code for a protein of 518 amino acids. NCBI's taxonomy places the organism in Eukaryota, Metazoa, Chordata, Aves, Passeriformes, Cisticolidae.
CUCGCACAACUCCAAGCGCCACUACCACGACGCCUUCGUGUGCAUGAACCGCAUGCGGCAGCGCGGGCUGCUCUGCGACAUCGUCCUGCACGUGGCCACCAAGGAGAUCAAGGCCCACAAGAUGAGAUGAGUGAGAGCCGCCAGACCCACGUCACCCUGCACGACAUCGACCCGCAGGCGCUGGAGCAGCUGGUGCAGUACGCCUACACGGCCGAGAUCGUGGUGGGAGAGGGGAACGUGCAGACCCUUCUCCCCGCUGCCAGCCUGCUUCAGCUCAAUGGUGUGCGGGACGCCUGCUGCAAGUUCCUGCUCAGCCAGCUCGACCCCUCCAACUGCCUGGGCAUCCGGGGCUUUGCUGACACCCACUCCUGCAGCGACCUCCUCAAGUCUGCCCACAAGUACGUCCUGCAGCACUUCGUGGAGGUGUCCAAGACAGAGGAGUUCAUGCUGCUGCCCCUCAAACAGGUGCUGGACCUCAUUUCCAGCGACAGCCUCAACGUGCCCUCGGAGGAGGAGGUGUACAGGGCUGUGCUCAGCUGGGUCAAACACGACGUGGACAGCAGGAGACAGCACGUGCCCAGGCUCAUGAAGUGCGUGCGGCUGCCGCUGCUGAGCCGCGAUUUCCUCAUGAGCAACGUGGACACGGAGCUGCUGGUGCGGCACCACUCGGAGUGCAAGGACCUGCUGAUCGAGGCCCUCAAGUACCACCUGAUGCCCGAGCAGAGAGGGGUCCUGGGCAACAGCCGCACGCGCCCGCGGCGCUGCGAGGGGGCCAGCACCGUGCUCUUCGCCGUGGGCGGAGGGAGCCUCUUUGCCAUCCACGGUGACUGCGAGGCGUACGACACGCGCACGGACCGCUGGCACAUGGUGGCCUCCAUGUCCACGCGCCGGGCCCGCGUCGGCGUGGCCGCCAUCGGGAACAAGCUCUACGCCGUGGGCGGCUACGAUGGCACCUCUGACCUGGCCACGGUGGAGUCCUACGACCCUGUCACCAACUCGUGGCAGCCCGAGGUGUCCAUGGGCACCAGGAGGAGCUGCCUGGGCGUGGCAGCCCUGCACGGGCUCCUCUACGCUGCCGGGGGCUACGACGGGGCCUCGUGCCUCAACAGCGCCGAGCGCUACGACCCCCUGACGGGCACCUGGACCUCCAUCGCCGCCAUGAGCACCCGCCGGCGCUACGUCCGCGUGGCCACGCUAGAAGGCAACCUCUAUGCAGUCGGGGGCUACGACAGCUCGUCGCACCUGGCCACGGUGGAGAAGUACGAGCCCCAGAUCAACACCUGGAGCCCCAUUGCCAACAUGCUGAGCCGCCGCAGCAGCGCGGGCGUGGCCGUGCUCGAGGGGAUGCUCUACGUGGCCGGGGGCAACGAUGGCACCAGCUGCCUUAACUCCGUGGAGCGCUACAACCCCAAAUCCAACACCUGGGAGAGCGUGGCCCCCAUGAACAUCCGCAGGAGCACCCACGACCUGGUGGCCAUGGACGGGUGGCUUUACGCCGUGGGGGGCAACGACGGCAGCUCCAGCCUCAACUCCAUCGAGAAGUACAACCCUCGCACCAACAAGUGGGUGGCGGCCUCGUGCAUGUUCACCCGCCGCAGCAGCGUCGGCGUGGCCGUGCUGGAGCUCCUCAACUUCCCCCCGCCCUCCUCGCCCACCCUCUCCGUGUCCUCCACCAGCCUCUGACCCCGGCCCACCCGUGCCACCCGCCGGUGGUGACACCAGCCCGGCCCUCCUGGGGGCUCUCUGGGGACACCAGGGCCACCCAGCUGUGCUUCCAGGGCCAGGAGGGUGAGCAGAGGGGGUGUCCCUGUGGCCAGACUCAUCCAGCGCCCCCCAAAAAGCUGCUCUGGGCUUUGGGGGGGUCACCUGAACCAUUGCUGCUUGUGGGAUUGCCGUGCUCCCGCCGCGCCACCGGGCACUGCCAGCCCUGGGGACACGGCCGGCGUGCCAGCCCCGCUCCUCCGAAUGUCACUGUAGCCAAACCAAGCCUGUGUGCCCUGUCCUGGGGCUCCGAGGGCGUCUCUGAUGCCUUAAACACACCACGAGGAGGGGCACGGCCCUGGGCGAGCCCCCCAGAGCUGCCCUCACCCACCGAGGGGCCAGCUGAGCGUGGCUCUGGCCGGUGGCCGGCCGGGCAGGUGGCCUGAGUGGCCUUGGUGGCCCUGGGGGCCUUGGUGGCAUUCCCAGGCUCCAGGGCUGGGACUCUGCACGUGGGCACAGCCCGGCCCCUUCGCUGCUCCCCUCUCUGCAAAGCAGACCUGGGUCUGUGGAAAGGAAUCAGUUCUUGGAAAAAAAAAAGAAACAAAAAGGACAGUCCAGCCUUCUGAACGAGGAGGAUUGCAGGAUCGCCUGGCAUUACUGUUUGGGAUAUAUAUAUUUUUUUUUUAUUUGCCUUUUUUU